AUGGCAACCCUGCUCGGGGGCGGGGCCGCGCGGAGGGGCGUGGUGACGUGGGCGCGCGCGGCGGGGGCGCGCGCGCGCGGCCGAGGGCCCCCGCGGGGGCGCGCGCGCAGUGAGGCCGCGGCCAUGGACUUGGGGCCCAUGAGGAAGAGCUAUCGCGCCGAACAGGAGGCCUUUGAGGAGACCCAGCUCGCCUCCCUGGAUCCCAUGAAGCAGUUUUCCGUCUGGUUCGAGGAGGCCGCAAGGUGCCCCGCCGUGGGAGAGGCCAAUGCCAUGUGCUUGGCCACCAGCACUAGGGCAGGGAAGCCCUCCGCCCGCAUGCUACUCCUCAAGGGUUUCGGCCAGGAGGGCUUCCGCUUCUUCACCAACCUGGAGAGCCGCAAAGGGAGAGAGCUGGACUCUAACCCCUUCGCUUCCCUGGUCUUCUACUGGGAACCGCUCAACCGGCAGGUGCGUGUGGAGGGCCAGGUGCGGCGACUACCGGACGAAGAGGCCGAACGCUACUUCCGCUCGCGCCCCAAGAGCAGUCAGAUCGGCGCCGUGGUCAGCCACCAGAGCUCCGUCAUCCCUGACCGGGAGUACUUGAGGAGGAAGAAUGUAGAGCUGGAGGCACUGUACCAGGAGCGCGAGGUGCCCAAGCCCGACUACUGGGGCGGCUACGUCCUGAACCCCGAGGUGGUGGAGUUCUGGCAGGGGCAGACCAACCGCCUCCACGACCGCAUCGUCUUCCGGCGCCUGCAGCCCAGAGAGAAGGCCCCGGGCCCCCUGACCCGGCGCGGGGAGGAUGACUGGGUCUACGAGAGGCUCGCCCCCUGACCUCCCCGCCCGGAGCUGGCACCGUCGGCCCCGCCACGGGGCGCGGGAGGAGAGAUGCGCAGCGGCCCUGCCCUCAACCCGGACCUACCCCCGCCGUCCAGCUGUUCCACUCGAUGCCCCGCCUGGGUGGGAAAGGGAAGGAGGCAGGGUGGGGCUGGGGGCGGGGGGGAGGUCUGUGCUCCAGUUAAACCCCUCUCCCCAUCCCUCUCCCCCCCUUCCCAGUUUUGCCCUUGUGAAACCGGGGUGGGCCGUAACCGUGAAACGCGUGGCCUGACCCCAUGAUGGUGUUGCGCUUAUGUGUGGAGGGGCAUGUGCAAAUAUGUGGGCUCGUGUGCGUCUGCGUGUGCAAAUCUGUGCGGGACACGUGCCCGUUUGUGAGAGUGUGUAUGUGCAUUCAGCAACCCCCCCAUCCCACCCUCCGCCACCACUUCCCCAAAGCCAGAGAAACGUCUGGCUUUCUGUCAAUGGCCGAGCCACGGGCUGGGCUCUGUCCAGGCUCAAAAAUAAAUGUUCCCAGCCCCUGA
Molecule: messenger RNA, 1337 nt
Organism: Tachyglossus aculeatus (Australian echidna)
Lineage: Eukaryota; Metazoa; Chordata; Mammalia; Monotremata; Tachyglossidae
Gene: PNPO
Product: pyridoxamine 5'-phosphate oxidase
Exons: 7
Coding region: 1-813 (270 amino acids)
Biological process (GO): pyridoxal 5'-phosphate biosynthetic process; pyridoxine biosynthetic process
Molecular function (GO): pyridoxamine phosphate oxidase activity; FMN binding
Source: RefSeq, a predicted model, not a curated record